AUGUUCCAGAUACCGCAGAAGCAGCCCAAUCUCCUCCACAUCAGCGCUUCCGCGCACCCCAACCUGGACCCGGAGGAGCAACAGCAAGCCGCCAAGCGCUUUGUCGAAGUCUACAGCGCCGGCGGAAAGACUAUAUGUCUCUACGCACAAGACGUUGGAUUCGACUGGUGGUAUAAGUUCGUCUUCAACGCUUCGUUCAAUCCCAUCUGUGCUCUGACGGGGCUGAACGCCAGCGAGCUACUGCUGACGGCCGCCGCAGCUGCGGGUCAUGAUAUCUCGCCCGACGUCAUUGAAGAGAACAUCCAGCUGAACCCCACCGUUGAGAAUAUCAAGCCCACAUUUGAGACGAUUAUCUACUUUGGCAACAGGACCUUUGGGAGCUUAAUAUGCCGAAGCCGUGCCCACAUUGAAGUUGCCCUCCUCGAGUAG
Colletotrichum orchidophilum is the source of this 429-nucleotide messenger RNA. RefSeq lists its product as uncharacterized. NCBI's taxonomy places the organism in Eukaryota, Fungi, Ascomycota, Sordariomycetes, Glomerellales, Glomerellaceae. The transcript is spliced from 4 exons. Gene Ontology annotation, molecular function: oxidoreductase activity. The coding region runs from base 1 to 429 and encodes 142 amino acids. The record is from RefSeq and is a predicted model, not a curated record.